UUUGACAUUUCUUUAACCUCAAAAAUGGUGGUGUCUGUUUUAUGAUCAAUACAUUGUAAAUUAAUUUAAAACAACCAAAUAUAUAUGUAAAUUAUGUGCAAAAACAAAACAUCUCAUUUUUAAAAUGCCUCCAUUUUGUCAUGUGUAAUUUUUCAAUUACACAUAGUUAUCAAAUAUUAAGGCAGAUUAGUUAGUCUAUUAAAUUAUCUAUUAGAUCGUGGACAUGUUUUAUUUAACCAUUAUUGCACCUUUUCUAUUAACAAUAGUGAAUUGCUCAGACUUGAGGCUAAUAGCAAGCACUCGUACCAGUGAGUUGUCAAGGUAUACAUCGUUUUCCAGUGCCAUUCUUUUAAUCAUAGAUGUACCUAAGGACAGUGCAUUUAUGUCAGUACAAUUUUCUGCAGAAGAGGAAAUAUAUUCUUUGCUUGGAAGUUGCGAACCAAGAAAUGUAUCAUUUUAUAUUAAGCCUGGGGCACCACCAGUGAUAAAUCCAGAUGGAUCUAAAUUUCCAAAAAGUUUUAGAAAAAUAAAGAGGAAUGAAAUUUACUAUUCAGAGUUUCUGAGUGAUAAAAAAUCUAACUACAUUAAUAUAACAGCCCCAGCUCCUGGCCAGUAUAUAAUGGCAACAUUUUUACAAUAUGAGGAUCCUCGAUAUCUGGCCAUAACACAACAAGGUCUAAAUUCUCAGUGUUACUGUUAUGUCUCAGUUAAAGUGUAUGUUAAGAAAACCGAAAAUCCACUAAUUAUAACAGAUGAAAAUAAAUAUGUGGCAUCUGGAACAAAGUCAGAAUCAAUAAUAUACAAAUUUUUUGUGCCCAAAGAUAUAGACACAUCUAUUUUAAUAUUAGAGGAAUUUUCUCCUGCUAAUAAAAAUGUUAUACUCAAAGCUCAAGUGAACAUGCUGAGUGUCCCUGACUCAAAUAACAAUUUAGGAUAUGUGGAAUUAAAUGAUACACAAAGAAAUGGAGAAAUAUUAUUUACAGUUGCUGAAGAAACAUGGCACUAUCUUAAGAUCUCAUUUAAUAAUACUGAAGACAAUAAUAUGAAGUCUGAAGAAAACUCUACAGUGACUUUUAAACUUCGUUUUUUCUCCAGUCUUGUACAUAUGAAGGAAAAUUUUACCAAAUACUUUGCAAAUGAAACAAUACAAAUUAUAGAGACAAAUAAUUCUAUUGUAAGGUCUCUUCAGUCACAAAUCACUGAUGUAACUUACAAACAAUAUGAUCUAAUUAAAGAUUCAGUCAGUGAUCCUUUUGUCUUUUCAUAUAUUUUAGAACAAGAAGUAGAUUCAACUACACCAGUAGGAAUAACAAUUGAUAAUAAUGUCUUGUCAGUUUUAAAAUUUCAUGUUAAUGCACAAGAUAUUGGUGGAACUAUGCAAUUUAUUCUGGCAUUCUCUUCAGUUUUAAAUAAGAAACUUCCUAAGGAACCUAGUGAUUAUGUGGUCGUUGCUUGCAUACGGCCGCAUAAUUUGGAAGUACCAGACAUGUCGGGUAAUUGUACUUUCAAUGGACUUUCAACUGCUUCACAGAUUGUAAUUAAUAGCACACUCACAAAUUCAUCUAUAUCAAUACCUUAUCCGGAAACUGGAGUUUGGUAUGCCUCAUUCCGGUUAUUCUGUGAUAAAUGUUCCCCGUGCUCUUGUUCUGAGGAUUGCAAACAACAGUAUAAUCACUGUUUGGUGAACUGUUUGAAGAAGUGCGUCAUGGAAGAGUGUGACCGUUGCGAAGAUACCUGCAGGGCGAACAUGAACACGAUGGAUAAUUGCACAGAAUGCAGUCAGUGUGAAGGUCCCUGUAAGAAAUCUAACAAGACAUGUUCAACAACUGCCGUUUUCGACAUAAAUAGCAGACCAUGCCUGUCCACUGGGUGCGGUAAGAAUGGCAAAUGUGUGUACAUGAUUACAGAUGGAAUAGGAUACUCCACAUGUGUCUGUUAUAACAAGUACCGAGGUUGGGAUUGCAGAGAUGAUACAUUGGCAACUCCGUAUUACAUGGUGGUGAUUGAAUUACUGCUGUUAGUCCUCAGUAAUUUGGCCUUCUUGCCUUCAGUAGUUUUCGCCUUGCGACGCAAGUAUUACACGGAGAGUUUGGCGUAUUUCUCAAUUUGUUUCUUUUCGUCAUUUUAUCAUGCAUGUGAUGCGGGUGAGAAUGUCCUCACUUAUUGCAUAAUUAAUUUGAGCGUCCUUCAAUUUGCCGACUUUUUCUGUGCCGUAUUGUCUAUUUGGCUCACAUUAAUAGCUAUGGCCGAUCUGCCCAGAAAAUUAACCAGUAUUUUCCAUAUUCUCGGUGCGAUUGUAGUGGCGGUUUGUACCACAGUCAACAAGACGGCCAUUUGGGUAUUUGCGAUGCCUAUUAUAUGUGGAGCUGUGAUUAUUGCCAUAAGCUGGUAUUUCAAGUAUAAAAAAGUAAAUUCAUGGUUUUGUAAAAAGGUAUAUGCAAAAAUUUACUUACCUAUGGGUAUUGUGUGGGCCAUACUUGGCCUGAUUAUAUUUGGGGUAUUAGAGACUGAGGAUAAUUACAAGUAUUUGCAUAGUUUGUGGCAUAUCAUAAUGGCAGUAGUUAUUAUUAUUGUACUGCCAAGAGAAGAUACGUUUCAACCUAAUAAUUUAAUUGGAUAUAAUUAAAACAAAAAUGUAAGGUUUGUUGUGAACAUUCCAGUGCCUAUUAGACCAAUUAUCAUAAAAAAUAUUGUAUUCCUAGUAUGUUGAAUUUCUAAUUAUGUAUAGCAUAACUAAAGCAAUUAAAAUGCAAUCGCUAACACUCCAAUGGUUUUAUAUAAACCAAUUUUUAAGAGAUCUAGUCAAUUUAUUAAUAAAUUAAAUUGUAUAGGCAUAUAAACGAUAAUAGUAGUUAUCAAAAGUAUAUAUUUAUUUUUUAUGUGACAAAUUGUAUUAAAACCUAUUUGACUGAAUAGAAAUAAAGACAAUAUAUUCA
Aethina tumida (small hive beetle) is the source of this 2936-nucleotide messenger RNA. RefSeq names its product post-GPI attachment to proteins factor 6. The record is from RefSeq and is a predicted model, not a curated record. Gene Ontology annotation, cellular component: plasma membrane. Lineage: Eukaryota; Metazoa; Arthropoda; Insecta; Coleoptera; Nitidulidae. Bases 224 to 2626 code for a protein of 800 amino acids. The transcript is spliced from 7 exons.